AUGGCUUCACAGUUGGCCGGCCGUGCAGGCAUUCUGCGACACCUCAACCUCGGUGAUGUCUUGUCUCGUCCUAGUCGUGUGAUCGCAGUGCAGAACCAAUUUCGACAACUUUCUUUGUCGAGUGUCCCUCGGUUGACUACUUCCCGCGUCGGAGUCUUGUCUACAACUACUACCCAGCAAUCGAAUGGCUUUGCGACUCAGACUACCUCCACAGAGACCAAGAAAGCCACCAAGACCACCGAUGGCAAGCGCAAGAGCACCACCGCAAAGAAGGAGACGAAGCCUAAGCCUAAGCGCCAAUUGACCGAGAAGCAAAAGGAGGCUAAGGCCAAGAAAGCUGAGCGGGAUCUCAUCAAACAGCUCAAGGAAGCUUCCCUCGAGGCCCCGAAGAAGCUCCCUCAAAGAGCUCAUACCCUUGCCUUGCAGGACAAGAUCUCAGAAGUCCGAGACGAGAAGAAGACCCAGAACGAGAACUUCGCGGCUACAGUGAAGUUCGUCAAGGAGAUGCCUUCAUAUGAAUUCGAGCGAUACACAAUCCAAGCCGAUCAGAAUCGCGCUUCAAAUGAAGCCGCCUACGCUUCAUGGAUCCUUUCGCACACCCCGGCUCAGAUCAAGGACGCCAACGAGGCCCGUCGCCGGCUUGCGAAGAAACUCGGCAAGACCUGCUCUCUGCUGAAGGAUGACCGAUUGGUUAAGCGACCUUUGUCCUCAUACCUGAUUUUCUCGAGAGAGCGCACUGGAUCCGGGGAUUUCAAGCACAUGCAGGUGGCGGAGAUUUCCGUCCGCACUGCCAACGAGUGGAAGAACCUGACAGAGUCCGAGAAGGAGCGCUUCCACAAGCUGGCUCUCCAGGACCGUGAGCGAUACACUCGUGAGCACCAGGAAGCGUAUGGUGUGCCCCCGAAAACCACCAAGGUG
This is a messenger RNA of Penicillium malachiteum, 918 nucleotides long. RefSeq lists its product as uncharacterized. The annotation marks the transcript as partial. The transcript has 3 exons. The record is from RefSeq and is a predicted model, not a curated record. Lineage: Eukaryota; Fungi; Ascomycota; Eurotiomycetes; Eurotiales; Aspergillaceae.